Molecule: messenger RNA, 2659 nt
Organism: Onychostruthus taczanowskii (white-rumped snowfinch)
Lineage: Eukaryota; Metazoa; Chordata; Aves; Passeriformes; Passeridae
Product: transcription factor CP2-like protein 1
Exons: 15
Coding region: 258-1760 (500 amino acids)
Biological process (GO): regulation of transcription by RNA polymerase II
Cellular component (GO): nucleus
Molecular function (GO): RNA polymerase II cis-regulatory region sequence-specific DNA binding; DNA-binding transcription activator activity, RNA polymerase II-specific
Source: RefSeq, a predicted model, not a curated record
UAGCAAACACCCUUUUUCUGCCCAAAAAGAGCAAACCUGGCAGAAAUUAAAGGGGUUAAAAGGGGGGUGGUGGCAGGACACACAAGGGGGGUUUGGCUGGGACAAAGGGACUGGGGGAGCUCUGAUGUCCCCCCCAUUCUAUUGACAGCAAACGGUGCCCCUCCCUCCCCAGUGUUUACUGUCAACACCCCAAACUGGUCCCAACUGGGCCAAACUGGGCCCAGCCCCGUUCACAUCGCCCUCCCCGUGCCUAUAAAAUGGGGGUGGGGCCACCCACCUGUCCCUGUCUGCUGUCACCCUCUGCUUUGUGGGGUGUCCCCCCUGCUCCCCCCACCAUGCUCUUCUGGCACGGCCAACCCGACCACUGCUGGUCCAGCCCUGGGGACAUGUACCCCCUGCCCAGUUCGGGGGUGCUCAGGGACCCCCCGGUCCUGCCCUACCUGAAGCAGGAGGAGCCCAACGGCAUCUCCACAUCGCUGCCGCCCUUCCAGUACAUCCUGUGUGCCCCGACCUCCCCGGCCGUGCGGCACCACGAGGAGACCCUCACCUACCUCAACCAGGGGCAAUCCUACGAGAUCCGCAUGAUGGGGACGCCCCGGGGGGACCCCGCCGAGGGCCGCAGGAUGGUCAAGAGCGUGCUCCGCGUGGUUUUCCACGACCGCCGCCUCCAGUACUCGGAGCAGCAGCAGCUCGAGGGCUGGCGCUGGAGCCGCCCGGGCGACCGGAUCCUCGACAUCGACAUCCCCCUCUCCGUCGGGAUCCUGGAACCCCAAAUCCACCCCACGCUGCUCAACACGGUGGAAUUCCUCUGGGACCCCUCCCGACGCACAUCCGUGUUCGUGCAGGUUCACUGCAUCAGCACCGAGUUCACGCUGAGGAAGAACGGGGGGGAGAAGGGGGUCCCCUUCCGCAUCCAGAUCGACACCUUCGGGGCGGGGGGCAAGGGGGACCCCCCCGAGCACCUGCACUCCGCCAGCUGCCUGGUCAAGGUGUUCAAGCCCAAGGGGGCCGAUAGGAAGCAGAAGACGGACCGGGAGAAGGUGGAGAAGCAGCCGGCGGCGGAGAGGGAGAAAUUCCAGCCGGCCUACGAGAGCACCGUGCUGGCCGAGUGCCCCCCGUGGCCGGACGCGCUGGGUGCCCCCCACACCCCCCCGGGCACCCCGGGGCUGCCUUCCCCGCACCCCUUCAAGCUGCUGAGCCCUGAGAGGGUGUGCUUGUCACCUGCCUGCGCUGCCGAGAGCCCCGCGGAGAGUCCUGGCGAGGCGCUGAGCCCCUGCGCAUCCCCCCUGGAGACGCAGCAGUGGCUGCUCCGGCGCCGCUUCUCCUCCUGCGCCCGCGUCUUCGCCAACUUCAGCGGCGCGGAUCUGCUGAAGCUCUCCCGCAGGGACCUGAUCCAGAUCUGCGGAGCCCCCGACGGCAUCCGCCUCUGCCACGCCCUGGCGGGCAGGUGCCCGCGGCCCCGGCUGACCCUGUACGUGGCGCGGGAGCCCGGCGGGGCCGAGAGUGCGGAGGAUGCGGGAGCAGGGCUGUACCAGGAGCUGCACCUGGAGCAGCUGACGGUGGCCGAGCUCACCUCGAAGCUGGCGGAGCUGCUGGCGCUGCCCCCGGGGCAGAUCCUGCGGCUCUCCCGGCAGGGACCCGCCGGCAUCCACGUCCUCGUCAGCGACGCGAUGAUCAGGAACCUCCAGGACGAGACGAGUUUCGUGGUGGCGAUCGGCAAAGCCCCCGGCCCCGACGGCUUCCAGCUGCUGCUGCGGUAGGAGCGACCCUGGGAAGGGACAUCGCUGGGGACAGAGAGAGGAGCCCGGGGCUGGCACAGUCCCCAGAGCCCGCCCGAGGGGAUGGGACCUGUCCUGUCCCCCGCGUGUCCUCCUCCGUGUCCCCGCUUUGGAUUAAAGGAGCGGCCCCGAGCUCGGCCUCGUCCCUGCGGCGCCCGCCGGGAUUUGGGGUCCCCAGGGUGGAUUUGGGGUGCGGGGACAGAACCGGCCGGUGUCGCCUCAGCCCGGUCGGGAACGGAUUGUUCCAAACACCGAAUCCUUCUCGAGCCGGCGGAGCGGGACCGGGACGUCCUUGGGAGAGAAUUCCUGGGGCAAAGGACGGGAGUGGGAUAAACAAAACGGGAGCAGGGGAGGAAGAGGAGGAAGAGGAGGAAGAGGAGGACCGGGAGGAGCUGGGACAGCCCCGGCCCGGAGCUGCCAUCACAGACACGGGGACAAGAGGAGGACACGGGGCUCUGGACCCAUCGCUGGACGGGACAAGGGGACAUCCCCGACCCUCCCAAAAACACUCCAUGGGGAUCCAGAGUCCCACCAGCCCUUUCUGACUGUCCCCUGUGUCCCCACCCCGCAGGGAUGGCCCGCGGUGUCACAGAGCCACCUUAAUUAACCAGGUGCAUUUAUAAUUAACUCCCAGAUCAAGGCGCUGUCCCACCCGCAGUGCCGGGACAAGCACAGCCACAGCAUUUCAUUCACGGGACAUUUCCCCGCUCUCUGUCCCCCAGCUCCUCUGUCCAGCCCCAGCAGCCACCAGGACACCCCCGAGCCAAAAAGUGUCACAGCCCCCGAGGGAAGGGGACAGGGGAAUGGGAGUGGCGCAGGGGAGGGGGCUCACAGCCCCUGGGGACCGCCGGGGGGGCUCAGCUGCACCUUUGGGGACAGAG